This is a messenger RNA of Tribolium madens (black flour beetle), 771 nucleotides long. RefSeq names its product homologous-pairing protein 2 homolog. Gene Ontology annotation, cellular component: DNA recombinase auxiliary factor complex; condensed nuclear chromosome. NCBI's taxonomy places the organism in Eukaryota, Metazoa, Arthropoda, Insecta, Coleoptera, Tenebrionidae. The coding region runs from base 140 to 757 and encodes 205 amino acids. Gene Ontology annotation, molecular function: recombinase activator activity; double-stranded DNA binding. The transcript is spliced from 2 exons. The record is from RefSeq and is a predicted model, not a curated record. Gene Ontology annotation, biological process: meiotic strand invasion involved in reciprocal meiotic recombination; homologous chromosome pairing at meiosis; meiotic joint molecule formation.
CAAACAAAACAUAACCUUAAGCUCUUCGAGAAAAACUGUUUAUAGUGUUUUGUCUGUUUAAAAAUCAAAGGAGUGAAUAUAAACUGCAGUAUCAUUUCCGAAAUUGCGUACGGACUGAUUAGAUAACCAAAUUAGAACCAUGGACGAAGUCCUCCAGUUUUUAUCUACUCAGAACCGGCCAUUCACCAUCAACAACAUAAUGGAAGGACUGAAUAAACAACUCAGUAAAACACAAAUCGUUACAGCCGUUAAUAAGCUAGUGGAGAACAAUAAAGUGAUUGAGAAGAAUUGUGGCAAACAAAAAAUAUACUGUGUCCCUCAAAAAUCAUCAUUGCCUUUGAAAGAUUUGACUUCCAAAACGUUAGCAAUGGACCGUCAGUGUAACAAUAUUGCUUCAAAUUUGAAAACUGUUGAGAAGGAACUGGAGGAAAAAAGUACCCGUUUGCGGAAUCUAGAAGGAAUAUUGAGUAAGGCUGAGCUACUGGCUAAGAAGAAGAAGUUGGAAGAAGAAAUUCAAGAAAUGCAUUCGAAAUCAGAAGCUUCCGAAGGUCACAUUAGCGAGUCUUUCGAUAAAGAGAAAAUCGAAAGGGAAUAUCGUGUUGUGUUUAAAGAGUACAAUAAACGGAAGAAAUUGUGCACGGAUAUGGUCGAGGCCAUUCUCGAAAAUUACCCUAAAUCGAAAAAAAACCUUCUUCAAGACAUUGGGAUAGAAACUGAUGAUAAUGUUAAUUUUAAAAUUAAAGUUUCAAUAAAGUGAACUUACCCUACUUA